CGCCAACACUGUGGACAAAUGGUCCUAAAGCCACCGCCGCAGGAGCUUCAUGAGUAGCACAUCUAUCCCUGUCUCUUCUCACAAUGUCGCAAGUAAUCUCCAAUUCCGGCCACGAUGACAUGGUCCACGAUGCUGUCCUAGACUACUAUGGACGAAGACUAGCAACAUGCUCAUCCGACAAGACGAUCAAAAUCUUUGAAAUUGAUGGCGAGACUCACCGCCUGACGGAGACGCUGAAGGGACACGAGGGAGCAGUGUGGUGUGUUUCAUGGGCACAUCCCAAGUAUGGCAAUAUUCUCGCAUCGUCAAGCUUCGACGGCAAGGUCUUCAUCUGGCGAGAGCAAAAUGGACAAUGGACAAAAGUCUUCGAUUUUGGACUUCACACCGCAAGCGUCAACAUUGUCUCCUGGGCACCCCAUGAGCUCGGCUGCCUUCUCGCAUGCGCCAGCUCCGAUGGCAACGUCAGUGUGCUCGAAUUCGCCGACAACAGCUGGUCUCACAAAAUCUUCCCUGCCCACAUUAUUGGCGUCAACGCUGUAUCGUGGGCGCCGUCCACGUCGCCAGGCUCACUAGUCAGCGCGGGCAGCGGCAUCGGCAAGGAACGCGAACGAAAAUUUGUUAGCGGAGGAAGUGAUAACCUCGUGAAGAUAUGGGAGUGGAGCUCCGAGACUCAAUCAUACACCAACACGACCACCUUGAGCGGCCACACCGACUGGGUCCGCGACGUCGCGUGGGCGCCGACCAUUCUUCAGAAAUCCUACAUUGCGUCUGCAUCGCAGGACAAGACGGUGCGUAUCUGGACGUCCGACGCCGCGCACCCGGGCGAAUGGAAGAGCACCACGCUCAACUUUGACUCUGUUCUGUGGCGCGUAAGCUGGAGUCUGAGCGGCAACGUGCUCGCUGUAUCUGGUGGCGACAACAAGGUCAGCUUGUGGAAGGAGAAUCUCAAGGGCGAGUGGGAGUGCGUCAAGACUAUCGAGGAGUAAUCUUUUCUUUUACGUUUGGUUAUAUAUGCCUGUAGCCGAACGCAGAAAAUGCUCUAGUCAACCGCACAGAAGAGAAUAUCUUUCACCACAACCCUCGCCUCUUCCGUAAUUAUCAUUCCCUCACGCCCGAACGGAAUUUCAAUCAAGAUAUCAUCGCCGCCUUCCUCUUCAUCUCCAUCAUCUUCAUUGUUUCUUAAAGUAUUUUCUCUUCAGGUAACUAGCAUCGAGGGAUAUAAAAAUCAACUUCUUAAAAAUAAACUUUUACGCUCAUCGUCAUCGUAUCAAAACAUUGUCGCAAACACAGCGGUAGGAGGUAGUGUCACCACUCGACUAAUGUACUAGC
Molecule: messenger RNA, 1329 nt
Organism: Xylona heveae TC161
Lineage: Eukaryota; Fungi; Ascomycota; Xylonomycetes; Xylonales; Xylonaceae
Product: putative nuclear pore complex subunit
Exons: 7
Coding region: 84-986 (300 amino acids)
Biological process (GO): protein import into nucleus; positive regulation of TOR signaling; COPII-coated vesicle budding
Cellular component (GO): COPII vesicle coat; nuclear pore outer ring
Molecular function (GO): structural molecule activity; protein binding
Source: RefSeq, a predicted model, not a curated record